Ostrinia furnacalis (Asian corn borer) is the source of this 655-nucleotide messenger RNA. RefSeq lists its product as uncharacterized. The record is from RefSeq and is a predicted model, not a curated record. The transcript is spliced from 3 exons. NCBI's taxonomy places the organism in Eukaryota, Metazoa, Arthropoda, Insecta, Lepidoptera, Crambidae. Bases 44 to 655 code for a protein of 203 amino acids.
CAAAAGGAUUACAGGAGAAACGAGAAACAAAUCUUUGUCGAAAAUGAUACACUGCUUCAACAAAACGAAUAAUUUGAGGCUUAUUUCAAUUACUGUGUUAUGCCUUGGAUCCGCAAUAUGUUACCCAAUAAGCAAGGUAGAUCCUGGAAGCAAGCUUGAUAAAUCUGAAAAACACUUUCCCAACGGGACUGUUGUAGGAAAAUAUUCCUACACCGAUAAUGAAGGGAACCCAAUACAAGUGAAAUAUUAUGCGGACAAUAGCAGUUAUGGAGUUGAAUUAAAAAGCCUGAAAAUGGUUACCAGCACCGGAGCCCCACUGGACCAAACAUACAAGCAACCUGUCAUAGACAACUUACUGCAAAAUGCCGACGCCUCUUUAGGACUUGCCGCCGAUUUUUACAACCCGACUAACAUCAAAUACAAAAUAAACGAUCCAUUCGAAAUACUGAAGAAAGAUAACGUAAAGCAUAUUAACCAAUUUAAAGACAUUAAAACAAGCCCUGACUAUGAAAUUUACUUUCAAAAUGAGUUGAAAGCGCCAAAGAAAUGUGGAAAAGAAAAGGUUCGGGUAUACUUCGAUAAGGAUAAAAGAACUAUUCGAGAAGCUUCUUCAAAAGGAUUUGAAGAUACUGCUAAGAUUUGCAGUAGGUUUUAG